AUGUGGCUGCUGGAGGCACUGGGGCAGGUGAGAAGAACAGCCCGAGUGACGCCUGUGACCGUGGACAGAGGGCUGGCAGAGAGCCCUAUCCCACACGUUGCAGUGGGCACAGGCCGGGUGCAGGCGGCGCUGGCUGAACGUCAGGAAGCCCUUCACUGCGCCGUCGUGUGGCCAACAUCUGGUACUGCAAAUGCGGCGAAGGGGGGGCCGCGGUGUGGCGCCGGGCGCCGCUCGCUGCUGCCAUCAUGUGUCCGGAAUUCGGUGCUGCAGCUCGGGCUCUGCGCAUGCGCCGCGGCACUCCCAUUGUCCCCGCUGCUGUUCGCCGGAAGUGGCGGCGCGAUCCUGCGGGCUAGUGCCGCCUGGUCGCCGCUGCCUCACGGUGAGGAGCCGCCGCCGCCGCCGCCGCCGCUCCACGCUCAGGUGUCCGCGGGCGCGCGGGGUGCUCGUGGCCGCAGCCCGGUGUUCGCGCGCCGGUUCUGGUCCUUCCGGCGCGCCGUCGGCGAGUGUCGCAUGCGCAGCGCCCGGGAGUGGCGCGGCGGCGCGCAGGGCCCGGGUCCCGGCAGCGGCGGCAGCAGGGGCAGCAGCACUGCCAGCGAUGGGGCUGACUGCUGGAGCCAGCCAGCCCGGAAACCCUUACUGGAGUGGACAGCUAUUACGUGCGUGGAGAGUCUCUCUCUGAGGCACCGUACAGACAUUGUGUGCCGUGUGAUCUUCAUAGUCGUCAUUCUGGGUUACAUUGCAUUAGGAGUUGUGACUUGGGUGCAUGGCGACCCCAGGGAAGUGAUUUAUCCAACUGACAGCUACGGGCAGUUCUGCAGUCAGAAAGAUACCCCCAGUAAGAACAAGACCAUUUUGUUUUACUUCAACAUUCUGAAAUGUGCCAGCCCCGUAGUGUUAAUAAACCUACAGCGCCCUACAACACAGCUUUGUGUCUCACAGUGCCCAGACAGGUUUGUGACCUACAUUGAUGUUCAGGCUUCCUACAGAUACAAACCCGCUCGGUGGAAUUACUUCAAGCAGUUCUACAAACCUGGCUUUAACAAUCCUUGCAAGUCUGUUGCUCAAGUCCUACGUGAUGAAGAUUGUCCUUCGAUGAUCAUUCCAAGCAGGCCUUUUCUUAAGAGAUGCUUCCCAGACUUCUCCACGAAGAGCGGUGUGCUAACUGUGGCAAAUCAGACUACGUUCAAAGAUGGAAGAGUGAAAACAAGAAAUGUAACCAAUCUCAGGGAAGCUGCAAAACAGUGGGCUGUUCAUUGCAAUGAUUGUGAGUCUGCUCUUCCUUGUGUUAUUGAGGUUCACAGCUGGGGUUCUCUUCUGGAUUUUCAUCUUUGGUGUGAUUGGAAUUAUAGGUUAUGGCAUCUGGCAUUGUUACUGGGAGUAUGACCAUCUGAAAGGAAUACCUGGAUCUGACCUCACUGUUUAGGAUAUUGGAUUCCAGAGGGACUUCAGUGUUCCUGCAGCUGAGGCAAACAUAGUUAGCAUUUAUGCUUGGGACAAGCUAUAUUAACUUAAAGAGAGCUGAACUGGGUUGAGACCAACUUCAGAGGAACCUGACUACGUAUUCCUUCGUGGGGAAGCAUAUCAAAAAUAGUGACCAUACUUUGUGGUGUUGAGGUCAUAAUCAUACUGAUGCUGAUCUUCCUAAGGAACCGGAUCCAGAUUGCGAUUGCACUCUUGAAGGAAGGCAGUAGCAGCUCCUUGUCCCUCCAUGGAAGUCUCCUGGCCCUCCUGCUGCACUUUCUUCUAGUUGGGAUGCAACACUCCUGAGCACAUAGCAGGUGAUCCUUGAAUAUCAACCAGCAGUCUUGGGCCCCCCUGCCCUCUAGGACUAUAUCCCAUGGAACCUUACUAAGCAGGUUCCUGAAGAGGCCAAAGUCUGCUUUCUUGAAGUCAAGGGCAGUGAGCUUGCUGCAUGCUCUUCUCACUGUCCUGAGGAUCUCAAACUCAACCACCUUGUGAUCACUAGAGCCAAGGCUGCCCUGGAGCGUCACAUUUCCAACCCGUCCCUCCCUGUUGGUCAUAUUGUCUUCAAUUAAUGCUGAGCUGGAAUAGCUACCUAUGGUACAAUACGGUGUAGAUACUUAAUCAGGUCUAGAAGCCAUUUCAGGAGCUGUAUUAGCCCAUCAUUACUGAUGCUGCUAUGUAGCGCUCAGUUCAUGAGCAGUAUCAGUUUACUUUGCAGUAUGGACUGUGAAUCUUCAUGCGUUGAUGAUUCCAAUCAUAGCAUAUGAAUUGAUAUGUAAGUGAACUGAACAUUACCUGAGGUGAUCAAGGCAUCACAAUCUUUUCCCACCAGAUGAGUCAGAGCACAGGUCUUCUUUAGGAGUAAUAACAAGACCAAAGCCACUUAGCUUCUCCCAUAAAUCUACACCUGCAGUUUGCACAGCCAGGCAUGAACGUGCGUCCACCAAAAGAAAUGGACUGUCAUGUGUAGCUUUCAGUCCCCUUUACCAGUCGACUCUCUCAUCUAAAUAAUUAAAUGACUAAAAGCUACACCAGGCAAUUAGAGUUCCCCAAAGUUUAAACCUGAGAAAAUGUUUUGGCACUUCUCUCUUGAAGUCUGCUCCAUUUAAGCAGACCACCAAAUUUGGCAGCGCUUCUUUGUUAGCCUGGGGUACUGCCAUUGAGGUGGACAAAGAGGACAUAGAGAACAGGUUCAGAGAAGAACUGUAUUCUGACAGAAAUGCAUACAGAUAGUCCCAGUAUCAAGUGGAUCUGUGUAGGCAUAGUACACACCCAGAUAAUCAAUGCAAUAACAUAGAACAGAAGUAGAAGGAAUACUAGUUCCUCGUUUCCUGUGCUUGUAUAACUAGGUACAUAUGUCGUAGUAGCAGAGUUGAUGACCCCUGUACUUGAUGUGCUCACAGCAGUAUAAAAAUAAAUUAUGAAAAAUACCUUAGUCGUGAAACUGGCUUUCAGGUUUCCUGUUUUAAUUACUUUUCAAGUUUUGCUCUUUAUAUUUUUCUUUAUUCUUGGAGUCUAACCAUACUUGCUACAGAACACAAACACAAUGUUAAUUUAGAAGCGAAGUGUUAUGGGAUUCUUUCUGUAGUAACAAGUCGUGAAGAUUUGCAUGACAGUCAGAAUCUGUACCUGAAAGUGGCUGGUAAUUCUUCCCAAGUGCUGCAUGUUAGUCUUGCUCGCUACAGGAAAGUAAAAAUCAGGGAAUCGAGCCAGAGUUUGGCUUUUGCUCUGCAAGAAUGACUUUGUUUCAGAACGCGCUAGUUGAAAAAUAUGAAGCUUUCCAUACCAACUCUGCAGUGCUCUGUAUCCUUUUUCUCCUUUAGUUCGUCCAGAAUUUACAGAUACUUUAGCCAUCAAGCAGGGAUGGCAUCCCAUUCUUGAAAAGAUAGCUGUGGAAAAACCUGUGCCUAACCAUACAUACUCGACAGAGGGUAACAACUUUGUCAUUAUUACGGGACCAAAUAUGAGUGGAAAAUCAACGUACCUAAAACAGAUUGCUCUUUGUCAAAUUAUGGCACAGAUUGGUGAGUGAAAAUGUACCAUGUUAGUAAUCUUCUGUAGACAGUUGUUUUCUAAUUAAAAAUACUUAUGAGGUUGAAUGAUUUGGCUUUGAGAGUAAGAUUCUGUCUAAAUAGUACCAGGUGUUUUUUAGUUUGCUUGCUCCUACCAGCUCUUUUGUUGCUGACGGAAGCCACUGCAAGGUUUUGGGUCUGCCAUUGGCCCUGUUUGUGUAUCUGGAAGCCUCCCCAGUCUGUCUUUAGGAGAGGUGCAGUUGUAUGCUUUAGUUCUUUGGAGCCCCUUAACCCAGUCAAGCACCUUAUAUUGGACUGAUAGCGAGCGUCCUUGAAGCGUGCUCAUCAAGCUAUGUACGUCUUGGUAAUCCAAAAGGAACGUGAGGAGUUCGUGAGUAUAGGGAUGAGCCUCAGCUAGACUCCUCAUGUUUUUUGCCUUACAGAUAAAGGUAACCACCUGUUCCACAGCAGGCUGGUAGCACAGAAGAAACACCUUAAUAGGCUGACCCUGUCUCUACUAGAAUGAAAUUACUUAGCAGUGGUGAAUAAAAUUUGUCUGCCAUGUGUUUGUGGGUGCAGUCCCCAAGAACUGCAAGUUCUUCAGGAAUUGCUCUCAAAAAACAGGAGUUUAAUAUGAAUAAUGGAGAGUGUAAAGUCUUUGUCAGGUUUCCUGUUCUUUUCUAUUCAAGAAGACUAAUGAGCCUUGAAGUUUCAUAAAGGCACUAUAAUCUCGUUUUGGGGAAACUAAGAUUCGUUGGGAUUAAUAACUCAAUGGUUACAGAAAUGUAGAUUCAUCCUAGUGUUACUCUCACUUUUUUUGUAUCAGUCUAAAGGGCUGAUACACAGCUUCAGGCAUAUGAUUUCUUAAGGUUUUACAGAUAAACUUCUUUAAUUAUGUUAUCUGUAUAAUAAUAUUUUCUUACAAAGUAGUGGUAGAACAUAAUCUUAUGAAACUUUAUCAAAUAAGAUGCAUUCUCUACAGUGCACAAUGGGCAAGUGUAAAACUAACAUGUUUCCCCACUGGCAUAUUCAGGCAGCUUGGCAUGUCAGACCGAUACUAGAAAACUCAUAUUUUACUUGUUUUGCAGGUUCUUAUGUCCCAGCAGAGUAUUGUUCUUUUCGAAUAGCAGAGCAGAUAUUUACCAGAAUAGGUAUGGAUGAUGAUAUAGAAACAAACGCAUCAACAUUCAUGAAGGAAAUGAAAGAGGUAUUGAACAUGGCUAAGCCAGGGUCCAAGGCCCAUUUUUACUGUUAGAGAACAUACAUCAUACAAAACGCUAAUGACAAAUCACUCGUCAUAAUUGAUGAACUUGGCAGAGGUACCGGCGCUGAAGAAGGAAUUGGCAUUUGUUACGCUGCCUGUGAAUAUCUGCUGAAUUUAAAGGCAUUUACAUUAUUUGCUACACAUUUCCUGGAACUGUGUCAUAUAGAUGCCUUAUAUCCCAAUGUGGAAAACUACCAUUUUGAAGUGCAACAUGUGAGAAGCAGUGCUGGAAAUAAGGAGAAAGUUGCUUACACUUACGCACUCUCUAAAGGCUAUACGGAGGAAAAGAACUAUGGAUUAAAAGCUGCAGAAGUUUCCUCCCUACCAUCAUCUGUAAUUGUGGAUGCAAAGGAAAUCACAAAUCACAUUGCAAACCAAAUUUUGCACAGGCAGAAGAGCACUCCUGAGAUGAUGAGACAGAGAGCUGCGUACCAUCUAGCAAUGAGAUUGGUUCAGACUGCCAGAAAUUCUCGAUUGGAUCCGGACAGUUUGCGGAUAUAUUUGAAAGGCUUGAAGAAGAAGUAUGAAGCCAGUUGUCCUGCACCCGAACAGAACGAUGAGCAACAGUAACGUAUUGCACAAGCUGUAGCUCUAAUUUUUAUGACUGCGAGAUGAUUCUGGUUUUCCCCAUAGUAUUAGAAAACACUGUUUUCCACAUGUUUUUAGUUUCUUAAUUCUCAGUCUGAAUUAUAUUCACUACUGAAAGACCAUAUCCGUCACGGGGUUUUUCCACAAAACACACCUGAAAUAAAAGCAUUUACUUGAUAUGAGGAACACAGUUCUUUCUGAUAACGGACUAUAUCCCUUUGAUUAUUUUAUAGAGACAAAGAAGUUGUAUAACAUUUAAUAUUUUCUUCUGGUGUAUCUGCUGUUAUGGUUCUUACAUCUGAUAGUAAAGAUCUUGCCUAACAAAAAGCAGUCUUUGGAACAGACGGUCCACUUGCCUUGCACAGGCACUCUCUCCUUGCACUGUUGAACGUGCAUCCGUAAAUCCUGUUGCUGCCUAUUCCAGGAGGGUUCCAGCUCUCUCAGUCAUUACUCUUAAUCCAACGUCAAGUCCAGGCGCGCUUCCUCUCCAGAACUGGGCAGUCACAGCUUUUUGUAACAGCACAGUAACAGCAAAUUGCUGCGGUAUUGACGCGGUUGAUCAGGUUUUGUUUAGAAAGCGAGUAACAGGAAAUCAAUAGAAAGUUGAAUAUCCUUCCUCCUUGGGGUUUUGGGUUCUUUUUAGUACAACUUCAUUGAGCGGCCGCAGCCACGUAUUCCAGCGUGAACGAACGUGUCUUUCUUCACUUCCUUCUAACCAACUUUGGCCAAGAGUUCUUACGUUUCAUUUAAGUGCGUGUGCAUAUACAUAAUUUCUUAUGCAUUUAUCUAUUAAACUGGUAAUAUAAAACAGUGCAGUAUGUAAUUUGUAACAACAAAUAUAUCUUAUAUAUGUUUAUGAUAUACAUUUCCUUUUAAUGUAUCUAUCUUUGUAAACAUAGCAGUGCAACAGAAUAACGUUGGUAGUCGGCGCACUGUGUUUUUUUACCGAAGAGGGUUUUCGAUUGAUCGAAGCUAUUAACCGCAGUUCACCUCUCUUCAGGCCUUUGCUGGCAAGUCUCUCACUCAUUACCUCCGUCCGUAAAUACCAUAUUUGUUGUCUAGCCCGGUGAGGACCGUGGCAGAAAGAAGUAUUUUGUGUUCAGGUUUCCUAACACGAGGAAGCAGAUGGGAAGGGACACGUAUUUCAGACAUUGACCGGGCAGGGUGCACAUCUCCCUGUUGGGGUCAGCCAGCGCAGCACCAGGAAGAACGGUUCUGGGGUGCGUGCCUGGAAGCCUGGCGUAGUUUGACCCCAUCAGAACUGUUCCCCUCUUCUGCGCACCUUAUUGCAGAGCCUUAGGCUUGCUUCCAGCCCGUCAGGACUCUGCGUUUACAUACUCUGCGCACUGCUCUCUCGAAACAUAUUUUAAGUAAGGAGUUUGGUUUUG
Molecule: messenger RNA, 6716 nt
Organism: Strigops habroptila (Kakapo)
Lineage: Eukaryota; Metazoa; Chordata; Aves; Psittaciformes; Psittacidae
Exons: 18
Coding region: 1-1383 (460 amino acids)
Biological process (GO): transmembrane transport
Cellular component (GO): membrane
Molecular function (GO): transmembrane transporter activity
Source: RefSeq, a predicted model, not a curated record